GAAUACGACCUCGACUACAACCUGCCAACACUAGUCAUUACUGUCCUCGACAAUUGCUCCAGGUCAUUCUAGUCAACUUAAACAAGAAUGGAAUAUAGACCGCGAUAUCCCCAGCCUUUCACACUCGCCGAAGCCGUCCGCCUAGAUGUUCCGAUCAUUGCAGAAGAGAUAUCGCGGCUGCAAAACUCUGUGGAACGUCUUAGAGCAACUCAGAAGGAGUUGAAUGAGGCUGUUGCGGAGUCUCCUGAUCCCGAUUUCUCCAAGGCUAUCGAGGAGAAUGAUAUUGUUAUUGGCUCUCAGGAAGAGCGAGUAUCUAUGCUGAAGAUGGCUCUGACGGAGAAAGGCAUUCCGUCGAGUCCACAUUACGACCCCUUUCCCGUUCCUCCGCUGCGUAGAACGCAGAGUCAGCAGCCGGCUCAGGAGUCAUCUAGUCAGACUCAAACACCUCCAACACGACGGGGAUUCCAAAACCAGGAUCAUGUUGAUGGAGGGAUCGACUUGUGACUUUAGUAUCUGGUUCUGCUGCUUAAUUUCUUGUGCAGUUCGCCUGUUUCAUUCAGCGCUAUUAUAUCGACUAGGAGGGUAUAAAUAAUGAUCAUACUGUGCCAUCAUCC
Molecule: messenger RNA, 614 nt
Organism: Somion occarium
Lineage: Eukaryota; Fungi; Basidiomycota; Agaricomycetes; Polyporales; Cerrenaceae
Source: the annotation of a GenBank genome assembly